Molecule: messenger RNA, 1011 nt
Organism: Pediculus humanus corporis (human body louse)
Lineage: Eukaryota; Metazoa; Arthropoda; Insecta; Psocodea; Pediculidae
Product: endophilin B, putative
Exons: 7
Coding region: 1-1011 (336 amino acids)
Biological process (GO): membrane organization
Cellular component (GO): membrane; cytoplasm
Molecular function (GO): protein binding
Source: RefSeq, a predicted model, not a curated record
AUGGAUUUUAACGUUAAAAAGCUAGUCAAAGAUGCCAGCACAACGUUUAAUAGAGUUGUUCAGUUAACUGAAGAAGUAUUUGGUUCAUCAGAAAAAACUAAAUUAGAUGCGCAUUUUGAACAUUUAGCGGAAAGAUCAAAUGCCACAAAUUUAUGGACUUCAAAAAUAGUGGGCAAUUUAGAAGCUGUUUUAAAUCCUACUGUCGGCAAAAGUGUUGAGAAUUUUUUUAUGGACAAAAUGGAAAAAUCAAUUAAAACAAAUCGUUUUAGUGAUUUAGAGUAUUUAGGAAUAUCUAUGAUAGAAGCAGGAAAUGAUUUUGGACCAGGAACAGCAUAUGGGAGCACCUUAAUUAAGGUUGGUCAAUGUGAACAAAGACUAGGACAAACCAAGAGAGAUUUUAUCGCUUCGGCUGAAAAUUGCUUUAUAAAUCCAUUAAAAAAAUUUUUAGAUGGUGAAAUGAAAACAAUUCAAAAAGAAAGGAAAAUUCUUGAAAAUUUAAGGUUGGACUUAGAUUCAUGCAAGAGCAAAGUAAGAAAGGCAAGAAGUUUGCAAAAUGUGCAAUCAGCAGAAAGAGAUCUUAGAAUGGCUCAAUCUGAAUUUGAUAGACAAUUUGAAAUAACAAAGUUGUUGCUAGAAGGAAUUAACAGUUCACACUCCAAUCAUUUAAGAUGUCUUCAAGAAUUUGUGGAAUCUCAAGUUCGAUAUUAUGAAAAAUGUCAUCAAGUAAUGCAAGAUUUGCAGAGAGACUUAACUAGUUUAUCCUUGCUUAAUGCUGGAGCUCCAUCAUUCUCUGCUCUUCCUUGUGCUACAGAAAAUGUAACCAAAACUAAUCCACCUCGCAAAGCUCUUGUGAAAUCAAAUUAUAAUGCUAAGGAUUCUACAGAACUAAGCCUUUUAGAAGAUGAGGUUAUUAUAGUUCGGGAAUUAUCGGAUACAGAUUCAGAUUUUUUUUUAGGAGAAAGAGGUAGUCAAAAAGGAAAAGUUCCAAAGUCAAUUCUUGAACUUUUUUAA